Molecule: messenger RNA, 717 nt
Organism: Clunio marinus
Lineage: Eukaryota; Metazoa; Arthropoda; Insecta; Diptera; Chironomidae
Source: the annotation of a GenBank genome assembly
UAGUAUUGGUUGAAAUCGCUAAGCGUUAACAUCGAGUAACUGUGAAAAUAAAGUUGUAAAAAAUAAUCGGCUGGCAUUGUGUCUCUCAUACGUUAACUAAUAAAAAUUCUUAACCCGUUCAUUUCCCAACUUUUCUUUUAUUGAACGUGACAAGAUUCGUUCAGAUAAUUUCAAUAAUGAAAUUGGGGAAUUUUAUGCUACUAACUAUUGUGACGAUUGUGUUGCUUUUGUGUGUUCAUCAAACAGUCGCUCAACUUCAACCAAGAGCUCCAAACUUCCAAUAUUUUGAAAGACCCAAAUACAGAUAUCCAUACUAUGACAUCAAUGGAAAGGGAAAACUUCUGUAUGGAUAUGGAGGACCGGAACUAUAUCAAUAUAAGUCAUACUCACCCAUUGAUGGAAUCCAUUGAUUCAACAGCUGACUCUUUCUUAUGCUGAAUGGCUGUUCAUCUCUUUAAGAAAUUACAAAAAUGAAUUUUCAUGAUCCGAUGGUUUUUUAUUGAAAUUACCAAAUAUUUAUUGAUAACUUAGCUUUUAAAAAAGUGAAAAACAUUUACUUUAUAAAGUUUAUUUUUGCAAUGAUAUGAAUAAAAUUAUUAUUACAUUUGCAACGGUAUUUAUAUCAGUAGAAAUGAUGUCAAUUAGACUAGAAUUCGUCUGUGUGUUUGUACUACGCUCAGCCUUCUCCAACAUAAUGAUUCAUAAUUUUUGAGUAAC